UAGUGAGAAGUGUCUUGGCGGUGCAGUGCGCUCCUCUUUUCCACGCAGGAUGCAAGCUGGAGAACCAUCGAUGAAACCUCAAAAAUCACUCGUCUUCCUUGCGCUAGUCAUUGGCACUGUCAUGGCUGAUCAAAACGGAAACAAAAGCGGCAGCAAUUACGAACUGGACGUGGAGCGCCUUCGGAGGGUCCUCUUUCAAGAGAGGAACUACGAUGCGACAUCAAGGCCGACCAACGACACGUCUGAGCCGACCAUCAUAAACCUUGACUUUUCGUUCAAGAGCAUCACGCACGUAAGGAGCGAAAGCGACUGGUUUACGGGCGUGUUUUGGCUGUGCGCGUCCUGGCACGACCAUCGGUUGACUUGGAACCAGGAAGAGUUCGACAACAGGACCUUCCUCCACUUGCUUGGGAGAGAAAUCUGGUCACCAAACCUGGACGUUAUAAAUGCGAUGGGCCAUGAUUUUGACUACUGGAGACACUUGCUCACUAUCCAAUCAGAUGGCACUGCAUGGUUUUGCUUCUCUGCCAAGUUCAAGAUGCCGUGCCCUGCCAACAGUGCGACAUUCUUGACCGGCGAACAGGUCUGUACGAUUCUGGUGGUGACGCUGGACACGCACGAGAGCAGUGAGGUGGCGCUCGUGGAAGGCAAGGAAGUCUGGGAAGAAUUUCAGGAAGAUGAAAAGACGGAGUGGAUUAUAACCAACAUUUCGUACACCAACUACACAGAGUACAAAAGGCCAUCCCUGGGCGUGUCGUUCCAUUUGCGGAAGUCCUUGAAGCGUCACCGCUACUCUGUCACCGUACCCCUGGUGGCCGUGACGCUAGCGAUGCUCGCCGCCUUUUGGAUGCCACCGGUCUCGGAGCGCCGGCUUACACUCGUAGCCCUAAACAUCCUGGUCGUGGCGCUAAUGCUGGAAAGGAUGACGACAUUCCUCGGGUUGUUUGUGGCGACGUCGAACAUACUGCUCUUCCUGGGCAUUUCGACGAUGGCGCAAGUGGUCACUGCAACCGGAAACAUUUUCGUCCUGAACCAGCUGUCUUCUAGCUCAGGCUUUAAAGUUCCUGACUUCCUAUACCGGACUCUGUCUGGAAAAGCCGCAACUAUUCUUUGCCUGUGCGACCAAGAGCCGGAGACGUCGACAAGGCCAGAAGACCCUCUCCGCCCACUUGCAUUCGACGACUCUCGCGAUCGAAGGAGGCGCUGGCUUCUUGUGGCGCAAGCUGUUGACCGGCUGUUCUUCAUCGUGCUCGGACUCACUGCUAUCGGCAUCUUGGCAUGAGCCAUCAAUUCGUUUGGAAGAGGGAAGCAACGUCGGAUCUGCAACCCUGAAAACAUGU
This is a messenger RNA of Rhipicephalus sanguineus (brown dog tick), 1340 nucleotides long. Its product is annotated as ligand-gated ion channel 4. The transcript is spliced from 8 exons. Gene Ontology annotation, biological process: regulation of membrane potential; monoatomic ion transmembrane transport; chemical synaptic transmission. The coding region runs from base 50 to 1282 and encodes 410 amino acids. Gene Ontology annotation, molecular function: neurotransmitter receptor activity; extracellular ligand-gated monoatomic ion channel activity; transmembrane signaling receptor activity. Gene Ontology annotation, cellular component: membrane; neuron projection; synapse. Lineage: Eukaryota; Metazoa; Arthropoda; Arachnida; Ixodida; Ixodidae. The record is from RefSeq and is a predicted model, not a curated record.